CCUCGCGCCCACCAGCGGCCACCCCCUGCGGCAGGCCCCGCCCCCUACCGGCUCCGCCCCCCAGCUCUCCGCCCCCUCCUCCGGUGGUGGCGCCGGCUUGCAACCCGGGUCGUGGUGGUUUCGUUGCCCGAAGCCGGGAGCGCGGAGUCGUUCCCGGAGCGCGGCCAGGCUAUGAUCGCUGGUCCCCGGCGUCCCGCUCCGGCCAACCAGAGUCCCUGUCUCAGCUUGUGCCCGUGCCUGAGCGGUCUCCUCAGCCCAGCUCCGCGGUGCGGUUGGCGGCGGCGGCGCCCGGCGCGCCCCCUCCUCCGAUGGCGGCGGAGAUCCAGCCCAAGCCGCUGACCCGCAAGCCCAUCCUGCUGCAGCGGGUCGAGGGGUCCCAGGAGGUGGUGAAUAUGGCCGUGAUCGUGCCCAAGGAGGAGGGCGUCAUCAGCGUCUCGGAGGACAGGACCGUUCGUGUAUGGCUAAAGAGAGACAGUGGACAAUAUUGGCCAAGCAUAUACCAUAUGAUGCCUUCUCCAUGUUCAUGCAUGUCUUUUAACCCGGAAACAAGAAGACUGUCCAUAGGUCUAGACAAUGGUACAAUCUCAGAAUUUAUUUUAUCAGAAGAUUAUAACAAGAUGACUCCUGUGAAAAACUAUCAAGCGCAUCAGAGCAGAGUGACGAUGAUCCUGUUCGUCCUGGAGCUGGAGUGGGUGCUGAGCACUGGGCAGGACAAGCAAUUUGCCUGGCACUGCUCCGAGAGUGGGCAGCGCCUGGGAGGGUAUCGAACCAGUGCCGUGGCCUCGGGCCUGCAAUUUGACGUUGAAACCCGGCAUGUGUUUAUUGGUGACCAGUCGGGACAAGUAACCAUCCUCAAACUGGAGCAAGACAACUGCACCUUGGUCACAACGUUCAGAGGACAUACAGGUGGGGUGACUGCUCUCUGUUGGGACCCCGUCCAGCGAGUGUUGUUCUCCGGCAGCUCCGAUCACUCCGUUAUCAUGUGGGACAUCGGCGGGAGGAAAGGAACAGCCAUCGAGCUCCAAGGACACAAUGACAAAGUCCAGGCCCUUUCCUAUGCGCAGCACACACGGCAGCUCAUCUCCUGCGGUGGUGACGGUGGGAUUGUGGUCUGGAACAUGGACGUGGAGAGGCAGGAGACCCCUGAAUGGUUGGACAGUGAUUCCUGCCAAAAAUGUGACCAGCCUUUCUUCUGGAACUUCAAGCAAAUGUGGGACAGUAAGAAAAUUGGCCUAAGACAGCACCACUGCCGCAAGUGUGGGAAGGCCGUCUGCGGCAAGUGCAGCUCCAAGCGCUCCUCCAUCCCCCUGAUGGGCUUCGAGUUUGAAGUGAGGGUCUGUGACAGCUGCCACGAGGCCAUCACCGAUGAAGAACGUGCACCCACGGCUACCUUCCAUGACAGUAAACAUAACAUUGUGCAUGUGCAUUUCGAUGCAACCAGAGGAUGGUUACUGACUUCUGGAACUGACAAGGUUAUUAAGUUGUGGGAUAUGACCCCAGUCGUGUCUUGAUGACACUGCAGGCAUCACAAAGAUAGUAUUUACUCAAGAAACGGUUGUUCUAAUCCACAUCAUUACUGGAGCUGCAAGCGGACGUGUGAGAGUUCGAGAGAAACUGCAGAGUGGGGCUGAGCUGACGGGGUAGCAGCGCGUACAGGGGUGAGCUCGUGAGUGAACGCUGGCGAGGGAGACUUUCAACGCGUUCAUACGAUAUAAAAGAAGAUAUUUUUUUAGCAAAUGGUUUAUACGGUCUGGCUGUGCUACAUUGUUUUGAGCAUACUGAAAACUUUGUGUGGGGUGUUUAAUUUUUACAUUUUUCAACACUUCGUUUUAGUUGUUGCUUUGCGUGUUGGAGAAAUGACGGAGGCAUCUGUUCAGGGUAUUUUUGGUCAUUAUAAAGUCGUUUCCAUGUUUUCUUCACUUCCGGCACAUAUUCUGUGGUCAGCGUCUUUUUCUUCUGUUACCUACUCUCCGCUUCAUCGGCUCUUUGCCAGUGUGUUUAUAUUUACGCUCUUUCUUCUCAGCGUUUCCGCUUUCACAGAAAUCCUCUUCAACAGAGAGAGCUGGGAAACCAUUCAUGUGGGUUUUCCAACCGACUUCUUGAAUCACGUGAAGAGUUAUCCCUUUGACACGUCUCACUCGCUCAUGUUCUGAGUAGACAUGACCUUGUGCUUCUGCCUCCGUGUCUCCGUCUUUCCCACGUUACAAAAAGGCUGUGAGAAAGCUGCUCCCAACCACCAUCCCCGCAGAGGUGGGUGAUUGUAACUCAGAGCUUCAACUCGCAGUGCCUGGGUCAUUUCUAAUUCAUUUGGAGCUGUCUGAGCCUUUUCUGUUUUGGCUUUAUUCACAUAGCUCUUCCUCGCUCACAAUAUUCAAAACAAACACAACACAACAAAACAAAAACCCAUGACCUUCGGGGGGGGGGGGAGCAUCUGUAAGAUGUGUUUCUCCACACUGCACCUCUGAAUUUGAAUGUGUUCGUUACUGCGAGAUCGUAUCCUGCUCUACUCACCAUCUGUAUUCUCUUCCCCUUUAAAAACUAGAUAUUUAAAGAUUUUGAUCUUAAUGUAUUUCAGAACACUGUGCACACUUUCGUACUAAACCUGUGUGAUCUGAGACGUAAAAGGUACCGAGUCGUACAGCUCAUACUGUGUUCCCCUUGGGAAUGUUAAAAAAUUUUUAAAAAGUGGGUGGGGAGCUUAGAAAAUGAACCUGAAGAGCUCUCAGUUGAAGGGAAUCCAGACAGACUUGAUGAAGUGAAAUACUCUUAUGUGUAGUGACUCACCUCAGGCCACUGAAGUCCCUUUUAGGAAUCUUAUUUUCACCCGUAAAGCCAGACUGCGUUAGCAGCAGGCAUGCAGGAUGAGCCGGCCCCUUGUGCGUGCUUUACAUGCACCGCCUCGUCACCCUCCCCUGGCAGGGGCGGCCGGGGAUCACUAAGUCUCUUGAGAUCACCAGGUUAAAUCAAGCCUCGCCGAUAAACAGGCCAAUGACUUGCCCUUCACUAUCCAUAUUAGCUUGUGCAUUCCUGAUUUGACAGUUUUUUGGUGGUAGUAUUUGAACUGCUCCCGAUUUUUCUUUCGCUUCGGGGGAAGCCAUUUUUUUGCCCCUCAGUGACUAUUCAUUGCUUUUCUUUCCAACCAGGAAAAGUACUACCAGCCUUACGUGGCUGCCGUACUCCCAUUCUCUGAAGACCCCUGACACUGGCCCGUGUACGACCCGGGGAGGGGGCUUCCUAGAGAGGGUCCGCUGCUGCAGCGCUGGGACGCAGGACCAGUGCGCACGCCCCGUGCAGCCAGAGUAAUGGCGGCCAUCACCCAGACCUCAGACCGGAUGAGCUCACGUGCCCAAACGCUAAGGUUGCGUGUGCGCGUGCGCACGCCCACGGAAGCGGUUACCACCGGUCACGUCACUGUCCCCUUCCACAUGACCCUUGCUUACCAUCAGUUAGUUGCCUGUUAUAACUAAUCCGAGUCUUUUCUGCAUGAUUGUGAGAGAGCUUUAAAAAGGGAAUUCAAAUAUUCAAGUAUCUAUAUUAUAGUCUACUACCAGAACUUGGAGCCGCUUACUAAGUUGCACAUGAUAAAGAACCAUGUGUUGGAAAUGAGUAAUAGAAAUUAAUCUGUUUUCCCUUCCUGGGUUUUGGAGCGUGGCCUGUAUACAGAGAGGGAGAAGUGUUAGGGAAGCGGUAGACCAGUGCCCCUCAAGCCUGACGUGGAUGUGAGUUAGGUCUAGACGAGCUCACACCCCACCGGGGAAGCUGCCUGCCCCUAUGGGGUCACGAGUGUACACCGCGGUAGCCCUGGUCUGUGACCUUGCACUUCACUGCAGCCGUCUCCCUCCCAGCACGGCGGGACCCCAGCCCUCAGAGCCACUCGGAGGUCGAAACCACUCGACACCCCACCGAUGAGAGUCGCGAUCGGAAACCACAGAUGUAUCGUGGCAUCCGCUGCUCCGCCUUUUCCUUUUUCCUCGUCUGUGUGGGUGCUUGAAUUUGAAAUACCUGGGAUCGUUAUGUUAAAAUGGCCCUUGGUAAUUAAUUUUUGAAGUUUCUGGAGGCACAGCCCCGUCCUGGAGGCCGUGAGGUGGAGCUGGAGACCGCUGCAUGCAUGGACUCGGCCUGGGAGAACUUGCCUGCUAGUUCCCUUAUUGCGCAGGUGGGCCAGUCUCGGCUGCUCCCCUUUGAGAAAGGAAAGAGCUUGCCUGGGGCAGGAGGAGACUGUUCUAGACAACUGUGGCCAAGCCCGUCGGUGCGUAAGCAGGAGCUGCCCUCAAUUUCCCUGUUGGCCUUAAAUCGUUCUCGCAAGUAAUGGGUCAUCUCAGUACAGUGUGGCAAAUGUGAUAAAUCCUCCACCUAGUGGCACUUGCCAAGUGGAAGGGAACAUUUUCCUCAAUUCAGAGACUGUGAAAAGGGCUCAGGCAGCCCCCACCUCAGAGACCCGGCCCUGCCCAGCCAGGGCACCCCAACAUUCUGCCGUGGGGCUCGGCACUUUCUAGUUCUUGCCACUGCAUCCGUUCGCCUUUGUCUUGCGCUAGCCAGGUAUCGUGUGUCCGUAACUUAAUUCAGGGUACCCGUGUUCAUUUUUCAACUUCUGCUCAAGUUUACAACCAAGAAUUACAUCCAUACCAACCCUUGGGGUUUUUAGUUUGUAAUUUUGCCCGUGAACAUUAUCCCUUCCACUGAGAAACCUAUUUAGGCCUAACACCCAAAAGCAGUCUUCAGAAAUUAGAUCUGCCCAAUACUGGAGUGGGAUUCCUCCCUGUGUUCCCCGUGCCAGGAAAUGUUUGCACAGCCAGUAGACAGCCCCUUGUCGGCAAAGUGGGAGGGAGGCUGAAGCCUGGAGUAGGGAUCGAAUUUGAUGAUCGUCCUUAAGACCCCUUCCAGUCCUGCGAUCCUGUGAUUCCAUUUAUGUUGUUUACCGUUUGACUAGUGGCUGACAUAGGAACGUCUUUGUCUUCUGUCACAUCACAUAAACUGCUUACUGCGUGUUUCCAUCUAGAGGUCUGAAGAAGAUAAAGAAGGUGGAACUUGAUCAUGGUACCAUCUCAUUAAAAAUAGAUACCUCAAACUGUCCACCUUUGUGACUUAAGAAGCGUAUCUGACUUUCUUGGGAGAGACGGUGUCAGGGAACCGCAAGUUAGUUUUGACAUUAGAUUUAGGAUCUGACCUUGAUACCUUUCUCCCUCGGUUCUCUGGGAAUCAGAAGAGGGCGAACUAUACUACAAAAAGGGAAAAUGGUUUGAAAAAAGUAUUUCAUUUGUCUACACUUUUCUUUUUCCCAUCCAGGUAGAUGGCAGCCUUAGGUCAGUAGCAUCCACCCGUGUGAAGUAUAGACCAAACACUUGUGUCACUGGUAACCAUGGUACUCUUGAUAUAUUUGUGUUUGACGCCAUUUGCCUUGCUUUUUUAAUGACUUUUUUUCACGUACUGUCAUUUUGCAAAAGAAAAUCUUUAUAUGAAAAGGACAAAAACUGUUACUAACUGGACAACAGGGAAGGUGCUAGCUCCACGUUCGUGCCUGCCUCCCACUCUUCAUAACCAGGGAAAUGGACUCUGCCAUCCUGCACGCCGUCAGUCUGUGGCCACCUCCGUACCUGGCCGCAGCAGGCACGUCACUUUUCAGGUGUCUUUUUCUUUCUUUCUGAAAUGAGAUUCCCCAAGGGGUCAGGCUGAGAAGGUAAUGAGCCCGAGGCUGGAACCCAUCUCUCACGUGUGGUUCCAGCAGAACCCUCCGGCAUGGCCAUGCUAUCUGCCGGUAGAGUCCGCCAACCAGACCGGACAGGCUUGACCUUGACUUCCUGACUGAUCCGGUGAGACGGAGCAAGAAUUUCUUACCAUGUCAAAAUGUCUGUAUCCCGUUCUCUGUUCAAAUGCUGCUGGAUGUUGUGAAUGUUUUUCAACUCUGCUCACUUUCCCACUGUGUUCCCUCUGACUGAAACAUGCCUGUAGCCAUUACCAAUGUAAGAGACUCUCAAUGCAAAGUUGCCUCCACGGUUUAAAAUAAAUCUCUGUGGAAACCUG
Molecule: messenger RNA, 6021 nt
Organism: Felis catus (domestic cat)
Lineage: Eukaryota; Metazoa; Chordata; Mammalia; Carnivora; Felidae
Gene: WDFY2
Product: WD repeat and FYVE domain containing 2
Exons: 13
Coding region: 309-1511 (400 amino acids)
Molecular function (GO): metal ion binding; protein binding
Source: RefSeq, a predicted model, not a curated record